GAGGGCAGCAAAAACACUGAGGACUGACGUGUCAGAAGGGAGCAAUAAACAUUAUGAAGAAGAAGAACACUUCCGCACUGUUACAGCUUAACCUAAGUUGCAUCUCGACCAGGUUUUCUGUCAAAAAUGGCUAAAUCGAAAGACAAAAGACGAGAGAAAAUCAGUGUUGCCACUGAGCAGAUUGACCGUGUGGAGGAGCGGCGGACACGGUGCCAAGACAACCUGGAGAGGGCGGAAUUCAGGAGGAGGAAGGGAAAGCUCUCUGAGAAGGAGAGACAGGAACUAGAAGAUGAAGUGGCAAUCAUGAAUGAAAGGAUACAAAAGUUUGACAAGGAGCUGGAGACCUUAAGAGGAGAGAAUCGGCGGAACAUGCUGUUAUCAGUCGCUCUGCUUACUAUCAGCGCUGUAUUCUACUACUUGUUCUUCUACAAUGAAGAGGAUUCCUGAUACCAUACAGCAUCUUAAAAAGGACCGACUGCUGUUAAAGGAGCAACAUAGCUGAGGACAGUGUUGCCAUGAAAUGAAAGACUAGGCCAGGACUGUGUACAGCAGCUAGAGCUGUUCUGAUGAAAUAUUUCAGGUCUGCCUCCAGGUGGCAGUAUUCUCAUUUUCUUAAUUUCAUCUGAUCCUCAAACUGGUUUUAUCUUGCAGUCUAGAACCCCACAACAGACCGGUCAACUGUAAAAUUAGUCUUUUAACCAUGUUUGAACACUUAAUAGUAGCCUGUACUUCCAUCUUUAUUGAUUUUUCUGUCAGUAUAUUUAAAUAGAUCACAGUUCUCUCACUUUUUUUCAUGACACUGCUGAUCCCAUUACACAUCUUUUAACAUGGACUUAAAGGUGCCAAACAUGUCCACAAAUGUAUUUGUUUUAAUACAAUAAAGUAAAAUGAAGAUACCA
Molecule: messenger RNA, 899 nt
Organism: Monopterus albus (swamp eel)
Lineage: Eukaryota; Metazoa; Chordata; Actinopteri; Synbranchiformes; Synbranchidae
Gene: ccdc167
Product: coiled-coil domain containing 167
Exons: 4
Coding region: 127-447 (106 amino acids)
Source: RefSeq, a predicted model, not a curated record